UGUUUGGAGAGAUUGGGAUGGGUGAUAUAAUAGAGUGAGAGUAAUUUAUUAUCUGAACAUCUACAAAGUUCUGACCGCGCUCUACUUUUCUUGGAUUGAGUUACUCUGAUCGGCGUCUGGUUGAGGUUCAAUCUCGGAAUCUCCAUUGCAGUUACUCUCAUGGCUUCCAAUUCGACGAAGGAUGUUGCUGCUGAUGAGAAGACAGCUUUGUCAGAUAACAAAAGUGCCAUAAGUGAAACCAAAAGUGAAACAACCAAAAGCGAAACAUCCUCUGCAGAGCAGCAGCCAGAUAAACCAAAGGCUCCCUCAGCCUCACUUCCUGAAUUUCCUCCAAAUCCUUUUGAUUUCUCAGCAAUGACUGGUUUGCUUAACGAUCCUAGCAUUCAAGAAUUAGCUUCUCAAAUAGCAGAAGAUCCUGCAUUCACUCAGAUGGCAUCAGAACUUCAGAAGAAUUUUCAAGGUGCUUCUGCUCAGCAGGGUAUUCCGCAGUUUGAUACGCAACAAUACUAUUCUACCAUGCAGCAGGUCAUGCAGAAUCCUCAAUUUAUGACAAUGGCUGAACGCCUUGGCAAUACAUUAAUGCAGGAUCCAUCCAUGUCUAGCAUGCUGGAAACUUUUGCAAACCCAUCCAAUAAAGAGCAGCUUGAGGAACGUAUGACACAAAUCAAGCAAGAUCCAACUUUGAAGCCUAUUUUAGAUGAAAUAGAGACUGGUGGUCCAGCUGCCAUGAUGAGGUACUGGAAUGACAGAGAUGUCUUGAAAAAGUUGGGCGAAGCAAUGGGUUUUGCAGUUAAUGGAGAAGAUGGAGCCAAUGCUGAAAGUUCUGUUGCAGAUGAUUCAGAAGAAGUAGGAAAUGAUGACGAAUCUAUAGUUCAUCAAACUGCUAGUGUUGGUGAUGUCGAGGGCUUAAAAAAUGCACUAGCAGCCGGUGAGAACAAGGAUGAAGAAGAUUCAGAGGGAAGGACCGCUUUGCAUUUUGCAUGUGGGUAUGGUGAGGCGAAAUGCGCUCAGAUCCUUCUUGAAGCUGGAGUGAAGGUGGAUGCACUGGAUAAGAACAAGAACACUGCACUUCAUUAUGCAGCUGGUUAUGGCAGGAAGGAGUGUGUUGCACUGUUACUCGAGAAUGGCGCUGCAGUCACUCUCCAAAACUUGGAUGGAAAGACCCCCAUAGAUGUUGCCAAGCUAAACAACCAACACGAGGUGCUCAAAUUGCUCGAGAAGGACGUUUUCCUGUAACUUUUGAAGCCAUGGGAAAGAUUUUGUGCCAUAACUCAAGCACGCACGCCACGGGCACAGGCAUUUCUAUGAUUCUAGCUUUAUCUACUUUUGAAAACGCUACUGCUUACUUCAAGUGAUGUGAUUUUCAUUAGAAUGAUAUAUAUAUAUAUAUAUAUAUAUAUAUAUAAUCAGUGAGACUAAAUCCGUUCUA
This is a messenger RNA of Cucurbita pepo subsp. pepo (vegetable marrow), 1429 nucleotides long. Its product is annotated as ankyrin repeat domain-containing protein 2B. Lineage: Eukaryota; Viridiplantae; Streptophyta; Magnoliopsida; Cucurbitales; Cucurbitaceae. The record is from RefSeq and is a predicted model, not a curated record. Gene Ontology annotation, molecular function: protein binding.